Messenger RNA from Rhizophagus irregularis DAOM 181602=DAOM 197198, 1467 nucleotides. NCBI's taxonomy places the organism in Eukaryota, Fungi, Glomeromycota, Glomeromycetes, Glomerales, Glomeraceae. The record is from RefSeq and is a predicted model, not a curated record.
AUUUAAGCCAGCACUUUUAAUUUAUUGACUUAAUUUUUGUUUAAUAGUACAAUACUUUAUAUGGAAUAUCUCAAGAUCCAAAUACAAAAGACUAUAUUGUAAUUCAAGCUGAAAAUUGUAAAAAAUGUGAUGAAAAAUAUAUAGAUGUAAUACAUAGUUGGUAUAAUCCAUGUAAAAUUCACCAUCUAAAAAAAAAUUUUACAAACUGGACAAGUAAAAAUGAAACAAUUGAUGAUUUUAUUAAAAAGACACAAUUGAGUAAUGGUUAUUUUAACGAUACAUUUGAAUGGAUACCAUAUACUCAGUUUAAUGAUAUUAAAGAAAUAGGCAAAGGAGGCUUUGCUACAGUUUAUUCAGCAAUAUGGAAGGAUGGUCCAUUAUAUUAUGAUGAUAAUAUAAAGAAGUGGAUAAGAAAACCUGGAGCAAAUAAAAAAGUUGCCUUGAAAUGUAUGCGUAACUCACAAAAUAUCACUGAACAAUUUUUACGUGAGGCUAAAGUACAUUCAAAGAAAACUUCUAUUUAUAUUCUAAGUAUAUAUGGAAUAUCUCAAAAUCCAGAUUCAAAAGAUUAUAUUAUGGUUCUUGAAUAUGUAGAAGGUGGAGAUUUAAGUAAGUGGAUAAAUAAAAAUUAUGAUAAAUUUAAUUGGUCAUAUAAAUUACUUUCAUUAUGGAAUAUUGUUAGAGGUCUUAAAGAAAUUCAUCAAAAAAAUAUGGUUCACCGUGAUUUUCAUACUGGAAAUAUAUUAAUUAAGAAUGAAUAUUGGCCCUGUAUUGCAGAUAUGGGAUUAUGUGGGAAAGUUGAUGAUAAUUAUGAUAUAGAUGAAAAAGAUGAAAAAAAAGUUUUUGGAGUUUUGCCUUAUGUAGCUCCUGAAGUAGUAUUAAAAGUAGGGAAAUAUACUCAAGCAUCAGAUAUAUAUAGUCUUGGUAUGUUAAUGUAUUUUAUAGCCACUGGGAAACAACCUUUUUACAAUCGUGCACACGAUCAAUAUUUAGCAAUAAGCAUAUGCGGAGGAGUUAGACCUGAAAUAAGUGAGCCAGAAGCACCAAAAUGUUAUAUUGAUUUAAUGAAGAGAUGUUGGGAUGCAAAUCCAGAUCAUAGACCAAAUAUAGAUGAAAUAUUUGAAACAAUGAAGUUACUUAAUGAUUCCAAACAACCGCAAGAAAUUAGAAAUCAAUUGGAAGAAGCAGAAGAAUAUAGAAAAGCAAACCCUUUAUCAAUUGAAGUUAUUCAAUCAAAUACUCAUCCACAAGCUAUUUAUACGUCUCGAUUACUUAACUCCAUUACAAAAGACUUUCCAAUGUAUGAUAAUAUUAAUAAUAUUACGGCAGAAUAUAUUGACUUUACAGCAGAGUAAGUUAUGCUAAAUUUUAAUUACAAUUUUAUCUUUAUUAAUUGAAAUCAUUGUUGAUCUACGGACUAAAAUUACGAAUGAUUGAAAAAUUUUAUAUUGAAAAAAUCGUUUAUUA